UUUUGAUGUGUCAUCUACCUUUAAAUACGCAGCCCCUGUCAUUGAGUUUAUCUGCAGCUGUUUCAGCACCUCGUCCCCAUCGAUCGCAUCAUAACAUCAGCAUCAGCAUCUCGUACAGCAGACAUAAUGUCAAACGUUUGACUGUCGAGUGUGAAAGCUGACGGGAGAUGACAGACCACGAGAUACCUAGUGUGGAUGAAACCUCGCCAACAUACAUCAUCUUUAUCGUGGUCUUUUUCUUCUUCAUGACCGGCCUUUUGGGCUUCCUGAUCUGUCAUUUGUUAAAAGAGAAGGGUUACAGGUGUGAACUGGAGAAUGAUGAAGACGACUGCGAGGACAAACUUGGUGAAGAAAAAGACGAUGAAUCAGAUGACAGUCAAGACACUGUUGAACAAAUUCUGAAAUGCAUCAUUGAGAAUGAAGCCAAUAUGGAGGCCUUUAAAGAUUUGAUGGACGGCCAGAAUGUUUGCGAACUUCACGACCCACGGUUACAUCACAAGGACAGUAUAGGCGGCCUUCCCCUUCACCAUCAUACAGUUCAUCUGGGAUCUGAAAUCAGCUCUUGUGCUCACUGUAAGCAAGGACAUUUAUUAAAAACACGAUGCAGAAGCCAUGUGGCUAAAAGCAAAACCCGACAAGAACAGACUGUAUUUUCUGUGGGCAGGUUUCGGGUCACCCACAUGGAGAAAAAAAACAGCCCUCAAGGUUCCAUCAAUCUGCCCAACCUUAAACCAGGAGAUGUGUCGAAUGACACGACGCUCUCAGGAAUAAAAGAUGCCUUGAAAAAACCUCAGGAGGAAUACAACAUCCGCAACAUGUUCAAAGACACCGGAGCAACUAAUGGCAAGCUUCCAAAUGCAGGCAAGCGGAAGAAAAGCAUCCCACUGCUGGCCUUCUACAAGGGAAUUAAUCCAGUGGCCACUAAAGCAGCAGAAGGGCUUGUGGUGGACAAAAAAGGACAAACCACAGCUGAACAUCUGCCGGUCUCUCUGGAGAAGUGCUCGAGCUCACCCAUCGCAUCUGAAACAGCUUUAGACAAAAGCUCAAAAAAUGAAUCUGCUCAUAACUUCCAGGUGACUGUUCAUGAGAGCAGCCCAGAGGAUGAAAGAGCUGACAGUGUGAUUUCACAAGACAAAUUAGAUACGACGUCCACCGGAGGAUCCAGUGGUUGCUCAAGAUUUUCUGUGGUUCAGACUGAAGUGGAGACUGUCAUCAGAUCCGCAGUCACUACUGAGGACAGAGAAGAUGAUAGCGUACCAAAUGAUAAUAUCAAAACUGAUAAAGUCAGUCAGGAGAAUAUAGACAAACAGCGGGUAUGACAAAACCAUCAUCGACCAACCAGAACAGCACAAAUUUAUUUAUUGACUCGAAAACUUUGACCAAUAAACAACUGCAUAAAAGUUCUA
Molecule: messenger RNA, 1406 nt
Organism: Triplophysa dalaica
Lineage: Eukaryota; Metazoa; Chordata; Actinopteri; Cypriniformes; Nemacheilidae
Gene: rell2
Product: RELT like 2
Exons: 6
Coding region: 168-1319 (383 amino acids)
Biological process (GO): positive regulation of p38MAPK cascade; positive regulation of cell-substrate adhesion
Source: RefSeq, a predicted model, not a curated record